CCGUACCCCGCCCCCCAGCCGGAACACCUGAAGGCGGAAACCCCGUCUCGAGGAAAGGACGACUGGAGCAGCGGCUACCAGAGGCGAUGGCGAUGCCCGAGGCCCACGGGGAGAAGCUGCGGUCCCCGGCGAGGGGAUCCGCGGGGGGCUCCACCGUGGCGGCAUCGCCGUCAGUGCCCCCCGCCGAGGCCGUGGAGUGCCGCGUGUGCGGGGACCGCGCCUCGGGCUUCCACUACGGCCUCCACGCUUGCGAGGGAUGCAAGGGCUUCUUCCGCCGCACGCUGCGCCUGGCGCUGGUCUACCCGCGGUGCACGCGCGCCUGCACCGUGCACAAGAACAGCCGCAACAAUUGCCAGUACUGCCGCUACCAGAAGUGCCUGCGGCUCGGCAUGUCUCGCGACGCGAUUCGGUUUGGCCGCAUGCCGCCCAGCGAACGAGACCGCAUCCUGGCCGAGACGGCGCCGGAGGCGAGUGGCGGCCCUGGCGGCGGCGGUGCUGGCGAUGGCAGCGGCAUCGAGAGCGGCGGCGGCGGCGAGCGGAGCUCCCCGUCGCCGGCCGAGGACGGGGAGGAGGCACUGGCGGCGCUGGCGGCCCACGUGCAGGCCGCCUACCGCCGUACGUUCCCGCUCACCAAGGCCAAGGUGGAGGACAUCCUCCGGGACCUGGAGUCGGUGUUGAUCGUUCGGGACAUGCGGUCCUUCGCGGAGUUCGGCAAAAGCAUCGGACUCACUCAGCUGGUAGCGCCGAGCGAGCGCGACCCCUCGAUGGAGGCGAUGCUCCGGGAACAACUGCAGGCGGCGCCCGGACAGGAGUCGGGUGCGGCGGCGGCGGUGCCAGGCGCGGUGCAGCUGGUCCACUUCUUCAACCGGUUUCAGUACCGCAUAGCCGACGUGGUGCGCCAGGUCACAGAGUUCGCCAAAGCCAUCCCGGGGUUUGGCGCCAUCGACAUCAACGACCAGGUGACGCUGCUCAAGUACAGCGUGUACGAGGCCAUGUUCACCAUGAUGGCGGGACACGUGCGGGAGGACGGCAUGCUGCUGGCAGGCGGCGGCGUCUAUAUCUCGCGACCCUUCUACGACGCCGUGCGCAGCAACUUCAACAGCAGCGACUCCAAGUUCGAGUUCUCGCAGCGCUUCAACGCGCUGGGCUUGCUCGACGACGACAUCGCCGUCUUCCUCGCCGCCAUCGUCCUCUGCGACGACCGUCCGGGCCUGGUGAACGUGGCGGCCGUGGAGCGGCUUCAGAUGCGCAUGCUGCAGGCGCUGGCGCUGCAGUUGCGCCGAGCGCACCCCCGCUGCCCCUUCCUCUUCCCCAAGCUGCUGCAGAAGCUGGCCGACUUGCGCCAGCUCGUCACGGAGCACGUGGAAUUCGUGGAGAACUACCGGCGCACGCAGGCGGGUGCCAAGCUGCACCCGCUGCUGCUCGAGAUUCUCACCGACAUGUACUGAGAUGCUCGCCGAUACUCACCAACUUGUAAAGAGAUACUUGCUGAUACUCACCGACUUUAAAUGUAUUCUUGAUGCACACGGGCAUGUGAACCUGAUGUAGAGACAUUGAAAUGUAUUGGAAUACCCAUCGACAUGGUACCAAGAUAGUAAUCAUGGAUACGUAGUGGAGGGCAGGAUGAGGGCAGUCGUGGCACUCCGCACUACGGGGCAAGAUUGUCCUCGGUUCGAUUCCCGACUCAGGCACUGCCGUGUUUGUAUUAUCUCCCCCUGGUUUGCAUGGGGUUUUCUGUGUUUUCUGGUUUGCUCCCACAGCUAACAAAAACGUGGAACUGGUAUUGGACCAAACAUCCCAAUGGUGAAAAAUUACCUGCAAAUUGAGAUUGCACUCUCCUGCAAACACUUGGCAGGACCCUGCUGUAAGGGCGUUGAGACUCAUCGAGGCUCCCCUGAGUAAGCGAGCAUAAAUAAAGUCAGACACCGAUGGGAACCUGAGCUAGCGCAACCGGCGUGCGUUAACAUGAUCGUGGUGCAGAGCACCCAUGGCUCGUGGACACGACGAAGCACAGACACGCGGCACCUACUGCUGGUGGUCAGAGGCCUUUGUCUCUCCGGGUUGCUGGUGGGCACCAGGUAGUAGCCACCGACGAUAGUCGGAGUGGUACUGAAUGUGGUGUGCCGGGUGACGCGUGGCAAAAGAGAUGACUGGCAGACGUUCCACCACCGCUUGGUCUGUGCCGGCGUGCGAGUUGACAGCGUUGGCAGUAAUCCCUUUGGCUCCACUCCAUGAUGUUUUCAUCCUCUCGACACGUCCUUCUUUGUCUUUACUCUUCCUGAUCUGUAGUAGUCGAAUAGUACAGCAGCCCUUUGUCAAGUAAUCCACUGCUGGAUGAAGGCCUCCGAACACCGCCGAUGGAACGAACUUUGCCUACACUGGUCGACGUUGCUGCAUUGGCCCGGUGACCAACACAGGAACUGCCACGGCCAAGGGUUGAGAUGCUGGCAUGUACCCGACCCCACCGCCGCCGGUCUUAAGCCAUGGCAAGACACUCCACAGAAGCCCCUUUUAUUAAACCAACCCUAUACAUGGAACUGUUAGGAUCACACCACGAAUACUAUAAACGAAGAUUUCACCGCGAACUCGGCGGCCGCUUCAUAGUAAAAUGCAGGCGCUGCGCCACGAGCUUCAUAAACACAGCAGCAACGACGCCAAUAAAAGGAUAACCACCACCACCACUCGCAUGCAGACACCAUGCCGCUAUGUACAAAGUUUACACAGACCACCUUCCAGUUCGUGAACCUCGUUUGCUUUCGAACGUCUUUUCGUGGAAAAGUAUGAAAUAAAAACGCACUUAAUUAUCCAUCGCUUUUUUCCUAAUGAAAAUGAGCAUGGCAUCCGAUGUGUUU
Molecule: messenger RNA, 2852 nt
Organism: Petromyzon marinus (sea lamprey)
Lineage: Eukaryota; Metazoa; Chordata; Hyperoartia; Petromyzontiformes; Petromyzontidae
Product: peroxisome proliferator-activated receptor delta-like
Biological process (GO): hormone-mediated signaling pathway; negative regulation of cholesterol storage; cell differentiation
Molecular function (GO): zinc ion binding; DNA-binding transcription repressor activity, RNA polymerase II-specific; RNA polymerase II cis-regulatory region sequence-specific DNA binding
Source: RefSeq, a predicted model, not a curated record